CCUUCUGCUUCUCUCUGAUCUUUGCUCCUUCUUCUCCACUCCCCAACUUUAGUCUCCUCUUUUCUCCCAGCCUCAUCAAUGGAGCUGAGGGGGUCUAAAUUCUUGUCCUGUAAAAUCAGGGCCGGGUGACCAUCUCUUGAACCCCACCGGACAGCAAGACUCCCUGAAGGCUCAGGCUGGGGCCAUGGUCUCCCGGGGGCUGCUGGGAGACUCACUGCUAAGGACGCAACUUCAGCUCUUCUUCCUUCCCAAACGAAGGGUUAACACAAGCAUGAGCACAUGGGUGCGCACGCACACACAUACACACAGAGUUUGAGGACAUCAGCGACUUCUGCAAUCGUUCAAAUGCUUCAGACCUCCUCUGAGCCCAUGUCGACGAUGGUUUGGACAAGUGAAGUUCCCAGAAGUUUCAGAAAUAAACCCAGAUCAUGUCAAAACCAACCCUGGACUAGUAGCACUAGCAGAAAGUCUACUCCCAGGGUGCAUGAUUCUUCCGCCCACACGGGCAAGGGGGGGCACCUUGGCAAUAUCUGCCAGGCCAUCGUCCUUCCCGCCACGUGGUAGAGACCUGAGCCGGGGGACUCAGUACAGUGCUCUGCACACAGAUAGAAUGGGAUCGGAGAACGUUCUUCUGACGGAGCCAACCUGUUUGGGCCCUGGGUGCGGCUUUAGAGGGAACUGCUCGUUCCAGUUCAUGGGUGAUGUCAGUCCCAACUGCACCGGGAGUUUUCUUUAAUGUGGGGUUUCCGGAGCACCUCGGUCACGGGCGAACUGGAUGACCUGUGUAAAGUUUUUCAUAAAGUGGCUACAAGUUCAAGUCCCGAUUUCCAGACUGCAGUUUCGGUGCUUCAUAACUCUUACUUGGACUCUAAUUCCAAGCAUGUCUUUCAGUACAGCCAAGUGACUUUGGUGAAAAAUGACAUUUUCUUACAUGAGUUUGAAACUUUCUGCCGGCAGAAAAAAGCAAAAAGAUAUACCGAGGAGGAACUUAAGGAAAUUUAUGGAUUUCUCCUGUUUGACUCUGAGAUUCAGGCAAAAUUGGUGUGUCAGCAAGGACUUCGUGUAGGCAGCAGUUCCAUUACUGCGUUGGGAGAUCCAGCAAAAGGCGUAUAUGUUUCCAAGUAUUCAGACUACCUUCAUCCAAGACCUUGGUAUCAUGGAAAAUCUGGCUAUAUUGUAAUUUUUAAUCUAGUUAAGGGGAAGGUCAAGGUCGUGCCCGAGAAUUGCACCCCUAACUCUACGAGUCCAACUUCUGGCUAUGAUUGCCACAUAGCUGCAAGUAUCAACAAGGUUACCACCAAGACGAGCCAUUUUCACGCCUUCGAACUGAGUCAGUAUUACCUCUACGAAAUUUCAGGCAGCAGGGUUGUUAAUCGACCCAGGCAGAUCUACCCCCGUGUAAUUGUAGCUUUUCAGUACAGUGAACCUAGAAGGAUGUCUGCAUUAACUCAUGAAGACACAAAUGAGCUUUUCAAAGUACCCACGUCUCCUUGGAAAGGACAGUUAACUGUUGAGAGCAAGCUGAUGUGUGACGUAACCCUCUGGUCCCCUCAUGGUACAAUGAUUCCGGCGUGGCUACCACAAGAACUGGACAUUAAGUAUGUUAUGCAUGUGUCAUCUUUGAAGAAGAAACUACCCGAAGCUGCAUUUAGAAAAAGCAGUUAUGUGAAGGGAAGAGUCUGUCACGAAGGCAUUUGCUUCAGUUUGUAUGAAAUGGAAAUAUCAAACAAGCAGGGCACCAGGUUGGAUCGGCUAAAAGAAUUCAUCAAGAACAAGAAAUUGGCAGUCAUCAAAUGCUUAGAAGGAGGAAGAUUCCUUUUGUUACUCACAUCAUCAGCCUUGAUAUGCGACACAGAUGGCGGUGAGAAUGGGCAUAGCACUCUACACGCCUUGCUUUUAUUCCCUUCUUCCUCAUCAACAUGUUUGGAAGAAGAAAAUGAAUUGACAUGUGAAGAUGAGGAGGAGGGCAUCUCCAGGCGAGUGAUGCCCAUUUUGCCUGCCCUUCAAUAUGCCUUGCUAGUAGCCAAGAAACCUUCCGUAGAAGAAGGAAUCCAACUGAACACAGCAGUAAAGCAUCAUUUCCACGAGUUUACCAAACUUGAAAGAAGUUCCUCAAUGGCUUCACAGGAUAUAAUCGAUGACCAGUUGUUCCUUUCUUUUGAAACGUUGCCUAGUGAGUUGGAGCUGACUCUGACUUCCGAAAAAUACCCUCUGCCCUCAAUAGCCCACCUCCAGUCGUAUUUUUCUGCCCCUGAUAGUUACACUUUGGAAGUAUCACACGCCUUGGAGUGCUUAUCUGGACGCUCCCCAACUCCAUGUUUGAUUUCUGAUGAAAUCUGUGAUACUGGUUUUUCCCGGUUUAUGCCUCUGGAUGCCGAGCUUCCCGAGUCAAGGGUAGAAGGAAGAAAUGAAACAGAAACGAGUAAACAGGCUGAGGACACAGACCCGGCCAGCGAACCCAACCUGGGCCAGUCAAACCCAGCAGCUAACCUGAGGAGCCACCAGAAGAAGAGGAAAGCAGGGGGAUCCAUUGAGACUGAUGCCGAGAAAAACUGGGGUCCCCUGAGAGUGCUCAACUCCAGGGACCGAAACGAAAACCAGGAAAGAAAUCAAAAUGCAAGGGUGAACUUAUGCUGCCCUUUCCCCAAAAAGCUAAGAAGCAAAGCAAAAGAUAUCCCCAGCUCAGAAACAACUCUGAAGCUAGCCAAAGGGCAGUUUCCCCAGAAAAGGAAAAGAGGUGCUGAAGUGCUGACGGCACAGUUUGUACAGACAACGAAAUCAGUCCUAAAUAGCCAAAAAACUCCUGUUUGGGAAGACGUUCCAGAGGAAGCAAAAAACAAGAAGUUAAAGAAACAGGAGACGACCGUAACAAAAGUUGUUACAGUCACUAAACGAGUGGUAAAGAGACCAUCACAGAAACAGAGGGGACACAUGUUAAAAAGCAAACAGAAUCCCAGAUCCAGAAAGCAUCCAGACUCAGCCAAGGGAGAAACCCAUUCCCAGCUACCAACUGAAACAUCCUCAAAAGGCCGAGGAACUGCAGUCGCAACUCAGAUCGACACUACUGAUGCAGCUCCAGAUGACCUUCAAGCAAAACCCUCGGGCCGCUGUGACUCCCUUGCCCUAAACAUGCUGGCUGACCUGGCACUGAGCUCUGCUACCUCUUCUGCUCAUUUGUCCUUUCCCAGAGACCCUCCCGCCCCCUCUGACUUGCCACAGAACAACGAAUCUUCGCUCUCUACGGAAAACAGUCCCCAAGGGACUUCGGAUCACGAAUAUCACAGUCUGGCUAGAAGCCAGAGUGGAGGACCGGCUUCUGAUACGACACCCAAGGCAUCCUCUGAUGAUUCCAGCAGCGAUGUAGCCGUCAGCCAGAGGGAAAAGUGCUUGGGUCCCUCCAGCUCAACGUCAGCAGAUUCUCCUACCGUUCUCCCUCAGGAGACCCAUGAAGCUAGAGGUACAAACACAACCUCUUUCAUUUCUGCGGAACAUUCCUACGCCUCGCUUACUGCCGAACAAUUCAAAAAACACCCACCGCAGAAAGGGUCACAAGUCCCUGCCUUUGCUAAGAAUGGAGCGAAAGGCCCUGAAGCGGGGACCCCGGUGGGGAAGGUGAUGCCAUUUCGGCACCAGCAGAAUAGUCCUGUGCAGAAACUCCUUGAGGACACGCUUGUAAAGCCUAAAAGCAGCCCGUUGUCUCCUUGCUCAAAGGAGGAUUUUGGUCACUCACAUACUGUCUCUAGCUGCAAUGGAUCCUUUAAGAUUACUUGUAAGUGGGAAGCAGAAUAUGUCUUCAGCUUGGAUAGCAAAUACACCAACAAUCCUCUGGAGAAAACCAUUAUUCGAGCCCUACAUGGGCCAUGGGAUUCCGAUAUGCCAGAUAACGUGGAAGAAGUGAAACUUAUCCUUCAUAUGUGGGUUGCCCUUUUUUACAGCAACCAAAACAAAGUCUUAAGUUCCUCCAGAAAAGUGGUAGAACACAGCAACCCUGUCAAGUAUGUGUCUAUAAACAGUACAAUGGAUUCCUUUGAAUUCAGUGAAAUCAGUGAAGAGUCCCUAGGUGAGGAAGGACAUCCUGGAAGCCCAGGACUGGAAGAGGACCAGCCUUCCAGGAAUUCUCUUUCCAAAAUAUCCUUCCCCUGCACCAACAGUCUUCUGUCUUCCAGCAUGCCUGCUUCCUCGAGUGGCUUAGAGUCUUGCACCCUGGAUGAAUGGGAAGAUCCAUUCUCCGAGGAGGAUCCGCCAGGUGUUCGCGAAUGCCAGGACGAUGCCGUAUCUUGCAGUAACGAGAUAAAUGGAAAGCGGAUGGAGGAAGAACCCCAUGGAAGGCCAGAGGAUUCUACAAGUAUGCUUUCCGGGGAAUAUUGUAAUCCACACAUCCAAGCUGAAGAUGAGAAAAAUGAAAGCUAUCAGAAACCCGAGGCCUCAAACGUGGCUUUUGCAAAAGUCGACAUUUCACAAACUUUGUCCACAAAGACUCCUCAAGAUAAGAUGAUCAGUGACCAGUCUGUGGCUAGCACCUUAAAGACUAAAAAAGGGCUACUCUCAAAAGUGGGUGCCUGCGAGAAUUCUGCAGAGGAGCGUGGUCCAAGGAGAAAAGUGGCAGAAUGUCAGGAGGCAGAGAAGAUCCCUGGUGAGAGAUCGCCAUGUACCUCUAUAACGAAAAACGUGGAUAGCCAGACUGAUGUAGCCCCAGUUUCCGGGACAGAAUUCAUUAGAAAAGUGUCGUCAGUACCCUCGCGCGAAACAACCCAGGCAAGAUUACAUGAAGAUUAUAGGGACACCUCAUCUGCCUAUAGGAGGGAACCAGCAGACGACAAACACCUCUGUAAUUCCUCUGAAGAGAAAGGAAAACUUGGUAAAGAAAACUAUUCACCGCAGAAACGAUUUACAGUUUCAAUUUCAGAAACACCAACUGGUAGCACAUUAAUUGAGGCAAUAACCUCACCAACUGCACUUCCUGCCUGCCAGGCACUCUCCGAUGACAUGAAGGCAAAAGAAGGGUUUCUUCUAAUUCAAGGGCUCCAGAGUGUAUCGUCGUCUCAGGUUCAGCCGGCAGCCAUAACAACCUCAGUGGACCGAGAAACUGACUCAGCGAGGUGUAUGUUCCCGAUUCCUUCUUUGCCCAUACCAUUAGAAAAGGAGAGAGAAGAGGGUGAUCUGAGGUGUGAAAGUAUGCAUUUUGAGUCUGCUAGUUUGGCAUUUGCCAAAGGAGCCUGCAUACCCAUGGACCGAGAAGAGGCCAUAGAGUUUUCAGAAAGCGAUUCUGAGAUUUCUGCGAUCGAGCUGACACUUACCAUCUCACCACCUUCAAGUCCGAUGCGUGCACGGAACGAUCCUUUGGAGGAUCUGGAAUUCCAAGAUAACUCUGAAGAACCACUCGAACUGCCAAGCACUAACUAUACAGGGACCUCCCCAGAAGACAAAGAAAUUAAUACUAAUGAUUGUAUUUCGCUUUGUCUUAAAGAGUUGCUGGAACCACAGAAAAGCCAAGAGAGUCAGUAUUUUGACUUGCUGUCCGACAGACUGGGAAAUAGAGAGGAAGCUAAAAUGAUCUUGAAAUCACCCUUGGGGGCAUCAACUGAGGCAGAGUCCCCAGCUUCAAGUUCUAAGGAUCCAUCUGGUGAAACCCCGCCACCUCAGCAUAUGGUCCCGCGGAUUCUGGAUCUCCACAACCAAGGGUUUGAGGAAGUUCCAGAAUCCUCUCUGAUGGGAUCUGCACACCCACCCACCGGGGCAUCAUUGGAGAAUGACACUACAACUCAAGAAAAGCAAGCGGAGAGUUCCACUGAAGUGACCACAUCUUCCACUGAAGUGACCACAUCCCUAAAUAGUCCUCAGGAAAAAAAAGAAAGCCCAGUUCUACCCCCGGAGGAAAGAGACUGGGAAGGCAAUUCCCCAGUUGGUCAAAGCAAUGGCCUGGGUAAGCCUAAUAACCCUGAGGUUGCGCUGGAGGAGCUGACAAAACCUGAGGAUUCAUGGCCCCCUGAUAGUAAGGCAAAGAAAGUGCUUGGGCAGGAAAGUUUGAGUUUAAAAUGUGUCAUUUCGGAGACCUCUGAGCCUCCUUACAAACAUAAUGAGAGAAAAAGAGAGAGGUUCCUGUGUGUCCCAGCCCUGUUAUCAAGCACCCUUUCACAGCCCCAGGACAGUCCUAGGAACAGUGAGGUGGACUUUCAGGGCAGUGUCCUGGGACUGAGAGAACAUGGUCAGUGGCAGGGGCAGUCACUGAAUUCUGAUGGAGUCAGUCAGAACCCUUUCUUGGAGGCACGCCCACACUUAGAGAGCUCCAAAUGUGCUUCUGAGGGCCAUAUUUCACCCACCCGUGACACAGGACGAGGACACGAAGAGGCUCAGUUUCAAGAAGGAGAAACCCCAGCAUUCCAGAAGGCAAAAUCUCUCCAAAGCACCACCAGCCCCGCCGGAGACCCUGAUGAGGCACCUCCCGAUUCAGCCAGCGCCACCACAUCAGUUGCGGAAGCCAAUGGGAGGAAAACACUUCAGAGCCAAAAGCGACCGGAGCAUGAGAAGAAAGACGGGGACAGUGGCCAUCGCCCCACAGACAGCCCCAGCGCAGCCCUCGGGACUCCGCCCGACAGGGAAGCCGAGAUGGCCGAAGAGGUCAGUGGAAGAGGGCUUCCCACUUCCUCUGUUCCAAAGGCUUUGGGAUCCUCUGCCUGCCGAGAUCACGUGGCCCAUGGAUGUCCUGUAAGGCAACCUGAGGCUGAGCCUGCUGCCAAUCCCCUGGGCAGAGAUGGGGCUCCAAAUUGGAACUCUAGCUUUUAUUCCACACCUCUUUCCACCAAAGCCCCUGGCCAGGAAAGUUUUGGAGGCGCUAAAAAGCAGCACAAACUCAGCUCGGAGGAGUUUGGCGUCUUGAGAACUAGGAAACGAGCAGAAGCUGCUGCGGCUAAUUAUGACUCUCCGGUGAACGCAGACAGAAGUGACAGGGAGGGCUGGGACUAUGCCAGUAAAGCUCCAGGGCUCGAAGCAGGCGCCCAGCAAGGAAGCUGUAUCCCCACCCCGAGAGAAAAAGAGCGAUCCGUCCCCUUUCUCGUUAACAUUCGAGAUCAGCACGGCAUCUCCAGGGCGUACGCCAACUUCACCAUAACCAAGAAGGUCAAAGACAACACUAGGACUUUGCAGGUCCUGAAAAAGCCACCAAGUGUCCCAGCUGAAUCCGGCUUGAUUAGCUCCUGGCCCGGUACAAUCUCUCAAUCUCCUGACAGUCUCACCCAAAAUACAUUAGACUUAGAAUACCUACGUUUUUCCUAUAAGCUAAAACAGAUGAUGAAGAAUCCAAAGUCAUCGCUUCCUCCCUCCCUCCACUUCCCGCCGGCGGAAUCCCCCACCCCUUCAGGAGUUGAGACUUUCCCUUUGACGAAAGAGCCUGAGGCCCCUAGUUUGCAGCACCCUGUCUACAGGAGCCGAAGCCCCCUGAAAGUCACCAUCGCGUCUUCAGAGUCCCAGCGAGGCGCUGCCGGGUGGUCUCCGAGGAAGCAGCAUGACGAUCUGAGAAGCAGGUCAGACAGGCCCAGCAAGAACCUUCCGAGGUCCGGAAGAGGUCCGUCUCACCCCGCCCACCUCAGGAAGCUGAGAUACGAUGGGAAACUGAAGGAGUCCUGGAAUGGCAUCUCACUCAUCCUCAGCGAAUUCACCGAAUUUAGCAAGGUAAUCAUGAACAGCAACCAACAGAUCCUCCAGGAGAACUCCGUGAACGUCGCCCCCGGGGAGGCUGCAGCCCAAAAAACGGUGCUCCUGGUGUGCCCGAGAAGGCCAGUGUCCUUUGAGAACUUGAUCACGGACCUGUGUACUAACCUGCGCAACAAACUAGGAAGUGUCAUGAGAGAGGUGUGCAAAAGCUCCUUCAUGUUCUACCUUAUCGAAACAGAAACCGAUGGUUCUUUCUUCCUGAAAGCGAAGAACUUCCUGAAGAAAGCGGGCCACGUGGAAAUUGAGCCUUUGCAUUUCUGCCAGAUGCUGCACAGAGACAGCAGCAGCAGCCCACUGGUCGUUUUCAUCAGAAACGAGGACAUAGCCACGCAUGUUCACCAGAUUCCAUGUUUACUGAAGCUCAAGCGAUGCCCCGGCGUCAUCUUCGCCGGGGUGGACAGCCCAGAGGAUGUCUUGGGAAGCACCUAUCAGGAGCUCUUCUGUGCGGGAGGCUUCGUGGUCUCGGACAACAAAGUGCUGGAAGCCAUGACGCUAGUUGAGCUGAAGGACGUCAUCAGAGUCAUGGAGAGACUGAAUGAAAACGGAAGGUGGCAGUGGCUGCUUCACUACCAAGAAAGUAAAAAACUCAGAGAAGGCAACAGGAUGGAUUCAAUUGCGCAUAAGAAGAAUUCAAUCUUGAAAUCGUGCCUAGGCACGAACAUGAUCGAAGUGCUUCACUACCAUCAGUGUGACAUGCACUCGGCGUCGAAAUCGGACACUUUGAAAUGCCUGCUGGGCCUGCAGGUCCAGCGCGUCGCGGCGCGGUUCGCCGUCUACCUGACAGAGAAGCUUACUGCGGCCACCGAGUCGUUCGAGAGCAGCGGGAUCCUCGUUACCGACGUGACUACCUUUGUGGCAACCCUACCGCAAGCGGCAGCCCCUUUCAAAAGCAGCUACUGGUAAGAACGAUUUGGACUCGGAGCAAGAACGCCAUUAGCCGCCGCGAGGAGGGUUGGAGGACCGAGAGUGUUUUAAAGCCUGGGGCGUUCCCCGUUACAAGCCCGGGGGAGCUCCUUCUGGGUAUUUAGAGCUUGUAGGAUCCACCGGAGCGUCGUCCUCAUUAAAAAAGGAGGCCGAGACCCAGCAACAAGAGACCAACAGGCAGGUCGGCGAAAAGGUUUCGCUGGCCUUGAAGCCCCGUUGGCACGGAAGGAUGCUUUUAGAGACUGUGGAAAGGGAGUGGAAGUCUUGGCCCUUCCUGCCAUUCAGGGCCCUCUGUCCAGGUGAUCUUCAGCCCUGCAACCACGCUGCUCAACGGACAUUUUCUUUUUAAAGCCUUGACUUCAAAAGGACCGCAGUCUGACAUUUCUCGGCAAACGAGUACCCUGUGUAGACACCUCUAAGGGAUAGUUUUUCUUUCUCUUAAGGGCUUUGCCCAGUAGAGUUGGCGACGUUACUUUACGAAUGGCACAUUGAACUUUACAGGAAUAAGCUCUUGGUUGCCCCUGCGGGAACACUUGUGGAUGCAGUGUUCUUAAGGCUUACUACAUUGGAAGCAAAGUAGGUGUGUGUGGUAUUAAGUCUAUUUUUAGUCUUGAUGUAAAUAAGGUAUGUAAAGUGCAUGUUAUGGUCUGGAGGUUUUUGUACAUUCUACCUACGGUGUGGAAAACUGCUAAUUUAAACUGUCAGUUGGAUGCCGUUAAAGCAACACUACGUUAAGUUAAAUAUUUUUUUCCAGUUGGUACCAUUUUCUCAGCAGCCCCUUUCCAGUGAAUGAAAUCCUGUAAAUAGCAAGACUGUAAGGUUAGCAAGGUGAGGCGGAGCCACCCCUAUUUAUGGUAUUUUCAAAGUUGUCUUUGAAAACUCCAAAGGUAAAUUAACCCCAACGUUUGUAAGAUAGGUUGCUUAUCUGUUGGGAAGACAGGUUUUGUAACUAAUCUUUCCUUUUUUAAAAUAAAGAAACCUAAAUACA
Messenger RNA from Ornithorhynchus anatinus (platypus), 9622 nucleotides. It is a transcript of the gene TASOR2, whose product is annotated as transcription activation suppressor family member 2. The record is from RefSeq and is a predicted model, not a curated record. The transcript has 26 exons. Lineage: Eukaryota; Metazoa; Chordata; Mammalia; Monotremata; Ornithorhynchidae. Gene Ontology annotation, biological process: negative regulation of gene expression, epigenetic. Bases 736 to 8613 code for a protein of 2625 amino acids. Gene Ontology annotation, cellular component: nucleoplasm.